GCGGCGGGCGGCGGGGCCGGGUCCCCACCCGGAGGAGGGGCAGGCUCCAACCCGGGGCCGGGGCGCUGGAGCCGGCCCGCCCGCCCGCGUCCGAGCGGCCUUCCCCAGAGCCGAGCGCUCGGAGGUUCUUCUGCCCCGGCUCAUGGAAACGCUUCCUGGCAGUAGAAUUGUGGAGUCUUGAGCACCAGCCAGCACCCUUGGCCUGGGGAUUUUAGAGUGAUCACUCAUGGGCAAGGUGUUUGCGUUCCUGAGGGAAAAUUACCAGUCCAUCCUGGCUGCGUCUCAGCAUUGCCCAGGAGAACUCGAUGAGAUGAGAGAAGACAGCAAGAUGAAGAGGAAGAAGAGGGUGCAGCUAAGAGAGCAUCUUAGUGCCUGGGACCACCCUCACGGUCAGGAGAGCCUCGCUUCCCUCGUUCUCAGUGUGCAGCAACACUUAGCAAUUACUCACGGUACUCUGCAGCCUCAGAGCUGUCAUUAUAUUAGCCCAGUUGGUUUACACAACAUUGGACAGACCUGCUGUCUUAACGCCCUGAUUCAGGUAUUCAUUAUGAACGUGGAGUUCACGAAGAUAUUGAAGAGAAUAUCAGUGCCAAAGGAAGCAGAAGAGCAAAAGAGAAGUGUCCCGUUCCAGCUGCUUUUACUGCUGGAGAAGAUGCAGGACAGCCGGCAGAAGGCGGUGCGGCCCACGGAGCUGGCCUGCUGCCUCCAGAAGCACAACGUGCCACUGUUUGUCCAGCACGAUGCUGCUCAGCUCUACCUCACGUUCUGGAACCUUCUUAAGGAUCAAAUAGAUGAUGUGGACUUGGUAGAGAGGCUGCAGGCCCUGUACACGAUCCGGGUGAAGGAGUCCCUGGUUUGCCUCCUCUGUACCAGAGAGAGCAGUAGGAACAGCAGUAUGCUGACCCUCUCCCUCCCUCUCUAUGACGCGGACGCAAAGCCUCUGCAAACACUGGUGAGAGACUGGGAGGAGGCCCUGCGCUGUUUUUUCCACCCCAGGGAGUUAGCCAGCAAGAGCAAGUGGUUCUGCGAGGCCUGCGGGACGAAGACGCGUGGAAGCCAGGUCUUGAGGAUGACGCAUCUGCCCCAAACCCUGACCCUUCACCUGAUGCGAUUCUCCAUUCGGAACUCACAGACGGAGAAAGUCUGCCACUUGCUGCACUUCCCUCAGCGCUUGGAUCUCAGUCAGGUUCUUCUGGCUGAGCAUCAAGACUUCACUGAGGACGCAGAGCAGCGUGAAGCACAGUAUGAACUCUUCGCUGUGAUAGCCCACGUAGGGAUGGCAGACUUCGGUCAUUACUGUGCCUACAUUCGGAAUCCAGCGGAUGGAAGAUGGCUCUGCUUCAAUGACUCCAAUGUUUGUUGGGUGUCCUGGGAAGAUGUCCAGUGUACCUAUGGAAAUCAUCACUACCGCUGGCAGGAAACUGCAUAUCUUCUGGUUUACAUGAAGAUUAGAGGUUAAUGGAUAUACUCUAAACCUUCAGAGACUGACAAAUUCAUUUCUUUUCCUGUCAUUGGAUCUGCUGAGUCUUCUAGGAGAUUCUACAAUGAGGAAAAACAUAAAAACUGUAAUAAUUUAAAUGUUAAGUUAUAACCAUGAAUGGUUACUGGUGUGGUUUGGAUGUGGUUUGUCUCCAAAUGUCCUGUGACAGAGGCCUGGUCCCUUGUCUAGCAAUGUUGUGGGGCAGAAUCUUUUGAGAGCUGAGGCUUGUGCAGGGCAUCUGUGGCUCUUGCUUGAAAUUCUAGCUACUCAGGAGGCUUUGAGAGUUCAAAUCCAGAUAGGGCAGAAAAAGCCUUGAGACUUACCUUCCAUUGACAACUGAAACAAAAGCUGGAAGUGGAGCCAUUGCUCAAACGCUAAUGUGCCGGCUCGAGUGAAAAAGCUCAGGGAUGGACUGCACCUAAGCCCCGCGUUCAAGGCCCAGUAGUGCCCAUGAAUUAUUUCAGCUAGGCUCCCGUCUCCCUAAGUUUCCAGAGCCCUUGAAAAUGUACCACACCUGGAGAGUAAGCAUUCAACACAGGAUCCUGUGUAGGAAAUUCUUAUCCAAACCAUAACUCUUGUGAAUGAGGCACAAUAAGUAAAUAAAGUUAUUUCUUUCAAAA
Molecule: messenger RNA, 2100 nt
Organism: Dipodomys spectabilis (banner-tailed kangaroo rat)
Lineage: Eukaryota; Metazoa; Chordata; Mammalia; Rodentia; Heteromyidae
Gene: Usp18
Product: ubiquitin specific peptidase 18
Exons: 11
Coding region: 227-1459 (410 amino acids)
Biological process (GO): protein deubiquitination
Cellular component (GO): cytosol; nucleus
Molecular function (GO): cysteine-type endopeptidase activity; cysteine-type deubiquitinase activity
Source: RefSeq, a predicted model, not a curated record